Messenger RNA from Melampsora larici-populina 98AG31, 1566 nucleotides. RefSeq lists its product as uncharacterized. Gene Ontology annotation, cellular component: ubiquitin ligase complex; cytoplasm. Lineage: Eukaryota; Fungi; Basidiomycota; Pucciniomycetes; Pucciniales; Melampsoraceae. Bases 1 to 1566 code for a protein of 521 amino acids. The record is from RefSeq and is a predicted model, not a curated record. Gene Ontology annotation, biological process: ubiquitin-dependent protein catabolic process; positive regulation of proteasomal ubiquitin-dependent protein catabolic process; protein polyubiquitination. Gene Ontology annotation, molecular function: ubiquitin conjugating enzyme binding; ubiquitin protein ligase activity; zinc ion binding. The transcript has 10 exons.
AUGUCUGACGAUAACAGCGAUAUUGAUAUGGAGUACGAUAGCACGGGAGGUUACGAUGAUGAUGACGAUGUCAUCGAUCUAGAUUCUAAUAACCUUUCCUCAAACGAAGAAGAAGAAGGUUCAGAUUUCAAUUUAGUGUCUUCAAACCCUCAAUCCAAUAAGAAGUUAUAUGAAGUAGAUUUCAAAGUAUUAGAUGAAGAUGAAUUGACCUUUCGUCAACACGAAGAAAUCAAACACGUUGCUGGUAUCAUUGGUAUCGAACCUAAAGAUGCUGCUUUGGUACUUCGUUACUUUGGUUGGAACAAAGAUUUACUCAUGGACAAAUAUAUGGAUUCGCCUGAGAAGGUUUUCACCGAUGCCGGAAUUUAUCAACCUCAUUUACAGAACUCACCAGAUUCAUCAUCUAAAUCCACCAAACGAAGGACCACUCGUUCGACCCCAGCUUUUGUUUGCCAGAUAUGUUACAAUGAUUCACCAGAUCAAGCUACAGUCUAUUUACCAACAUGUCCACCACUCCAAUCAUCCUCUACAACCUCUAGCUCUAAACCAACUUCAGUUCGUCACGAGUUUUGCGAAGACUGUUAUGCACAUUACGUGAUUGGUAAAAUCCGAGAAGGAGAAGCUAGAACGAUUGAGUGUAUGGAAACAGGUUGUAAACAAAUUGUAGAUGAGAAUACGAUUAUCAACCUACUCAAAUCUAUAGGUCAAGAUCAUUAUGAGUAUACUUCUCUAUUAGAAAGGUUUCAAACUUUAUUGAAUCGGACAUUUGUGGAAGAUAGUGCUUCAUUAAAGUUUUGUCCUGCUCCGAAUUGUGUGUAUGCGAUUGAAUGUCAUGUUUCAAAGAAAAGUUUGGAUGCCGUAGUUCCGAGUGUCACUUGUGAUUGUGGAUAUAGGUUUUGUUUUGGUUGUAGUUUACCAGAUCAUCAACCGUGUAUUUGUCCAGUGGUUAAGAUGUGGCAUAAGAAAUGUGCGGAUGAUAGUGAGACAGCUAAUUGGAUCUCAGCUCAUACGAAAGAAUGUGCGAAAUGUCAUUCAACAAUCGAAAAGAAUGGUGGUUGUAAUCAUAUGACUUGUAAGAAGUGUAAAUAUGAGUUUUGUAGGGUUUGUCAAGGAAACGAUAUUUACCAUUAUUAUAAUCGAUUUGCGAAUCAUGAACAAUCAUUAAAAUUAGAUAAAGAAUUACAUGCGAAAACAGAAAGAAAGAUGGAAGAGAUUCAAGAUUUUUCAAAUUUAAGUUGGAUUGAAGUACAAUUCUUAGAAAGAGCAGUUGAAACUUUAUCGGUUUGUAGAACUACUCUUAAAUGGACUUAUGCUAUGGCAUUUUAUCUUGAGAAAAAUAAUUUUACUGCUCUUUUUGAAGAUAAUCAACGUGAUCUUGAACAAGCUGUUGAGGAAUUAUCUGGGUUGUUGGAAGAACCUAUUGAACCUGCUACGAUUGCAGCCUUGAGACAAAAAGUCACAGAUAAGACGGUUUAUGUACAUAAACGAAAUGAGAUUAUGUUGGAAGAAACUGCAAAGGAUUAUCAAGAUGGAAGAGUAGUUUGGAACACUACAUUCAAAUUAUGA